UUUGGUGCAAAUGUUGAUCCGUCCCAUCUUCCCGAAGCGAAAUAUUUCAACUUCACCUUACCUCUCUCAGAGAUUGAAACAAACAGGUGAUCUGCAUACUCUGCUCCUCUGUUCUUUCGCACUUAUUCGCUACUCCAAAGCAUUUCGGGUAAAAUCUGCGCAAAGGGUUUUCUCUGUAUGCACUCGAGCUUGAGAAUUUAGGGCUCAGGAGAGAGAAAUGAAGAAGAUUUGCGCUCAUCUCUUUUUUAUUCAAAAGAUGGUGGAAAACGAUAUCGUUGUGGCGUUCAGGGUUUAGGGUUUAGAGAAUGAGAUUGUCCAGAUGUUUCAUGUUCCGGGCUCAGAGGAUUCUGAAAGGAUACCGGAGAAGGGGGUGUUCUCAAGAAGGGUUCGAUCUGUACGGACAUUGGAUGAGAGGUUCAUACGAAUAUUGAAAAUAUUCAAGUGGGGACCCGAUGCCGAGAAGGCUCUGGAAGUGCUGAAACUGAAAGUGGAUCACCGGUUAGUCUGCGCUGUCCUGGAGAUAGAUGUCGAGAUCAAUGUCAAGAUUCAGUUUUUCAAGUGGGCGGGCAAAAGGCGGAAUUUUCAGCAUGAUUCGUCGACCUACAUGACCUUGAUACAUUGCCUGAACGAAGCUAGGGUUUAUGGCGAGAUGUGGAGGACAAUACAAGACAUGGUUCGCAGCCCGUAUGUUAGUGUCAGCCCGGCUCAACUGUCCGAGCUUGUAAGAAUACUUGGACGAGCUAAGAUGAUGAAUAAAGCUCUAUCGGUAUUUUACCAGGCCAAGGGCCGCAAGUGCAAACCCACUGCAGGCACUUACAACUCGGUCAUUUUGAUGUUGAUGCAAGAGGGACAACAUGAAAAAGUCCAUGAAGUUUAUACCGAGAUGUGUACCGAGGGUGACUGUUUACCAGACACGGUGACAUACUCUGCUCUUAUAUCCUCGUAUGGAAAGUUAGGCCGUGAUGAUUCUGCAAUUAGGCUGUUUGACGAGAUGAAGGAUAACGGUUUGCAGCCCACGGCGAAAAUAUACACGACACUGUUGGAAAUAUACUUUAAGCUGGGAAAGGUUGAGAAAGCUUUAGACCUUUUCGAGGAGAUGAAAAAAACGGGUUGCCCACCAACUGUUUUUACGUACACAGAGCUGAUAAAGGGGCUUGGGAAGGCCGGGAGGGUAGAUGAGGCUUAUGCUUUGUUUAAGAAUAUGGUUAAAUAUGGACUGGAUCCGGAUGUUGUGGUCUUAAACAAUCUGAUGAACAUUUUCGGCAAAGCGGGUCGUGUAGAAGAUUUAGUGAAGAUCUUCCAUGAGAUGGAAACAUGGAAAUGUUCACCGAAUGUUGUUUCAUACAACACCGUCAUUAAAGCUCUGUUCCAGUCCAAAGCACCGGCUUCUGAAGCGAGUUCUUGGCUUGAAAAGAUGAAAGAAAACGGGGUUUCCCCUAGUUCAUUCACUUACUCGAUCCUUAUAGACGGAUACUGCAAAACAAAUAGAGUGGAGAACGCGUUGUUGCUCCUUGAAGAGAUGGAUGAAAAGGGUUUUCCGCCUUGUCCUGCCGCGUACUGCAGCAUCAUAAACGCUCUUGGAAAGGCCAAACGAUAUGAAGUUGCGAAUGAGUUGUUCCGGGAGCUGAGGGAGAAUUGCGGGAAAUUAAGCUCUCGGGUAUAUGCCGUGAUGAUAAAACAUUUGGGGAAACGAGGUCAGCUGAUCGAAGCUGUGGACCUUUUCAAUGAAAUGAAGAAGCUCGGAUGCAAUCCCGAUGUUUACGCGUAUAAUGCACUUAUGUCGGGGAUGGUGAGGGCUGGCAUGAUAGAUGAAGCUCAAACCAUGCUUAGGAAAAUGGAAGAAAACGGUUGCAGACCCGACAUAAAUUCACAUAAUAUCAUCCUACAUGGAUUGGCGAAGACGGGUGUUCCGAGGCAAGCUGUUGAUAUGUUUGAAAGAAUGAAGAAUUCUCGGGUUAAGCCGGAUGGAGUUUCGUACAAUACUCUGCUCGGAUGUCUAGCGCAUGCCGGGAAGUUUGAGGAGGCAGGAAGGCUGAUGCAAGAAAUGAAGGCGAAAGGUUUCGCGUAUGACGCCAUCACUUACUCGUCGAUACUCGAGGCUGUGGGCAGUGUGGAUGAAGAGCGGCUUUCGAGUUUUUAAGAGGUUGUUUAUAUCGAUCUGUUCAUGUCUUCCCCAGGUUGGGCAAGAAGCUCUGAAGGGGCGAAUUUUCGGAUUCAUCAUACGGGUUUCCUCUUUGGAUGCGUGCAUCUUUUGGCAUAUUUUUCUUGCAGAGGUGGUUCCGUGGUGCAGCAGCAGCUCAUUGGCCUGAUGAAUCAGAGGAGGCUGGCUUCUCAAGAAGCAUGGUCUUGGACCGACUUUCAUGCCCCAUGUGAUGUGGCUUGGAGCAUCUCACAUUUAUAUAACCUAAUGUGACAAUGCAUGAUUGCAUUAUAAUCCAUGAUACAAGGACAUUGCUAUAAAAUAUAUAUAUAUAUAUAUAUAUAUAUAUAUCUUUGUUCCAAGAAUAAAUUAUCUUAUUUUUUUCUC
This is a messenger RNA of Tarenaya hassleriana, 2527 nucleotides long. RefSeq names its product pentatricopeptide repeat-containing protein At3g16010. The coding region runs from base 320 to 2140 and encodes 606 amino acids. Gene Ontology annotation, molecular function: protein binding. The record is from RefSeq and is a predicted model, not a curated record. NCBI's taxonomy places the organism in Eukaryota, Viridiplantae, Streptophyta, Magnoliopsida, Brassicales, Cleomaceae. The transcript has 4 exons.